GUCGUGUUUGGGAGAGCUAGACAGAGCUACAUGGGAAGCUAUUAGAUAACCAAUUCUCCUGUCAGCCACCUCACAGUGGGAGAGAGAGAGAGCGAGAGAGGGGGAAGUUAGAGGGAGUUCUUGCAAUGGUGGACACACAGGAAUUCCAUUCAAACCCAGCCCUGCAAGUUGUAAAAAUGGCAUACAGGAAGGUGCGUGCUGGCCAUGGAUCUCUCCAUGUGCGCGAUCUGGAGAGUGAGGAGCUGCAUGCCACAUCUCUAGAAAUGGAAUGGGACAUGGAGAAGGAACUGGAGGAACCAGGUUUGGACCGAUUUCAGCUGGACUGUGUGGAGCAUCAACCAGUAAGCAGCUCCUCCGGUGGGGGCAUUGACCCAGACCUGGAACCAAUUCAACCCUCCGCAUCUCCCCACGGACGCUUUGAGCGCCUACAGGAGGAUCCUAAUUACGUGUCUCGCUUCAGUCGGGCGGUACCUAAGGGUCAGAGGCGGAGUGGGACCUGUCUGGCCAAAUACCUGCUAGCAGGGCUGGCCGUGUUUGUUUUGGGGCUGCUCAUUGGACGAUACGCCUUUAGCAAGAAGCAUGUGGUGGUAGAGCAAAGUGCAGACACUGAUGUACUGGAGAAGAUGGUUCAGGGAAUCACAGCAGAGAAGAUACAAGAACAGCAAAGGUACCUCGACAGCUUGUCUGGUCUCAAAGAGGUGCCCAAGGUGAAGUACAUCGCUCAGCGGUGGGAGGGGCUUGGGCUGAAAGACGUCCAGGUGACCAAUCACACGGCGCUCCUGAGCUGUCCAGGACCCGCCCUCAGCAGGAUUAUUAUUAAGAGCAGUAACCAGUGUUACGUGCCCAGCGGAGCGAGGUGUGACCAACCAUCCACAGCUACGACUGAACCGUUUGGCUUUGCGGCGUAUUCGGCUGUGGGAAGUCUAGAGGCAGAGGUUGUGGAUGUUCAAUAUGGAAGCCCAGAAGAUUUGAGACGUGUUCAAGACGUGAGCAAUAAAAUUGCGCUGAUGAAACUGGGACAAGCACCUUUAAUUUAUAAGCUCUCUCUCCUGGAAGAGCUUGGGUUUGGUGGCUCUCUUCUGUACGUAGAUCCCUGUGACAGUUCCUUUGGAAAUAAAACCUUUGGCGUGACGCUGAACCCAGGUGGGAAUCCAUCUUCUCAAGAAGACCCCAGAACCAAUGGAAGAGACGACCGGCAUAACCUAACAUCACUGCUGGUGCAGCCCAUCUCUGCCUCCUUAGCAAAACUGCUGCUCUCUGCCCCUGCUAUGGGACAGGGGAGACCCUGCGUCCCUAUGGCCAUGCACUCAGCCUCAGUGAGGAAAAUUAUAAAUCUUACCAUUGAAAACCAGGCAGCCUUCAAGACGGUGCAAAAUGUCAUCGGAUAUCUCAAAGGCAAGACUAAUCCAGAUCGAUAUGUACUGGUUGGCAGUCGUCAUGGCAGCUGGUACGAGGGUGCGUUGGCGGACUGGGGGAACGGUGCAGCAGUCAUGACUCAGAUCAUCGUUUCUAUGAUGGCUCAAGCCCGCGCUGGCUGGCAGCCCGACCGCACUAUCGUUUUCUGCUCUUGGGGAGGAACCUCACUGGGCAACAUCGGCUCCUUUGAAUGGGGAAAGGAGAAUGCAGUGGUUCUCCAGAGCAGAGCCGUGGCCUAUGUCAGCCUCCACAGUCCAGUCAGAACCACCAGCUCCCUGCAGUCUAUAGCGUCACCUUCCCUUCAGCAACUGGCAUCUGACAUCCAGAAGAAACAUUUGAUGAGUUGCAAUAGAGGUGGUGGUUGUCCUGGGCCAAAUGUUAGCUCACUGCAGACACCUGGAGAUACAAGCUUCUUCUCCAACCAGCUUGCUAUCCCUACAGUGGAGUACACAUACUCAGAUAUCCCAAAAACGAGAGGGUAUUUUCUCACUGAGGCCUUUUACCCUCUCGAGUCUUCAUUAAGAGAAACCUUGGAUCCAGCAUUCAAACUCCAUGAGACUAUUGCCAAGAUAACAGCUGAGGCCAUCCUGAGACUCGCUACCGAUCCUGUUCUUCCAUUUUACCCUUUGGAUAUUGCUCUGGAUGUUCAGAACAAACUUAAAGAUGACCCUUUGACCCAGAUGGACCUGGAGAAUGUAGCCGCCUCUCUGAGAGAGAGCUCAGCCUUCUUCCAAUCUGAGAUCAUGCGUCCUGCCAAUGAUCCGAAAGAGAGAGAUCCGGCCCACGUACGCAUGCUCAACGACGUCCUACGAGAUCUAGAAAAAAGCUUCCUUAUAUCAAACCCACCGCCUGGCUUGUACAGGAAUAUUCUUUACGGUUUGAGCAAACAAACACCUUGCUUCUCUAUCUCAAAGGAUGCUCAGGAGGCUCCCUGGCACAACAGCAUCAACCGGUCCCAGGCACUGGUGUCUUACGCCAUCAGAUCGGCUGAGAAACUUGUACAAAGUGGAAUCGACCUCUUUGAGAAUGACAACGAGACCCAAUUAUAACAUCUUGAAUGAAACCUUUCCUCAUGGUGUCUCUAUACGGCACAUACUGUGGGAUCAACUGGUCAACACAGAAAUUAGCCAGUAAGGUGCUUUUAAGAAUCAAAGAACAUCGUGGGCUCAUAUACGUGCACUAUAAGGUCAUGUGACCUGAUAUCCAAAUUACUUUUUGUCAGGCCAAUGCUAAGUUAUUGGUUUUCCACUCUAAUAAUGUUGGAAAGAGGCCUUUGGUUUUUAUAGUUGGUUGGAAAUAUUGCUGAGAAAAGAGCUAGGAGCAAUAUAAGACAUUUUUCUCUCAACAAAAACACCAGCACUAAUGUUUCCGAUGUCAUAUAAAAGAAACAUUUGAUGUUUGCAACAAGUUUUUGAUACUUUUAAAAUAUGUUAUUUUUGCUUAGCAAUACUAAUGGAGGUCCACCAUCUUAAGGACGGCAGAAGAAGUCAUGGAGGUCUAAAAGACGACCACCUCAAAACAAUGACCUUGUGACAUUUCAUUUUGGUUACAUUGCAUGGUCUUCCUGUGAGUUGCAAUCAACGUGGAGUCAGACUUCAUAAUGCAAGGUCACAAGUGAGUGGAAAGAAAGAGAGCACAAAUUGUGCCAGUCUCUCAGGGGCUUGUGUUUCAGAAAUCUGUAGAAUAAGACAAAUGAAAAAAAUUCAGUGUUCCAAAAAUUUUGAUGUGUAUUUUAGUUUUUCGAUAGAAAAACAAUGACAGUUUAAAACAGAUGUUAAGACACGACAAAGUGUGAGCUUCAGGUUGAUAAUGUUUUUGCUAAUAAAAAAUGCACUGGCAAUACAGCAGAGUUGAGUAGAAAUAGAUCUGAUUAAAAUGUGAAUGAAAAUAGUCAUACAACAGGAUCAGGGUUCGUUUAUAAGUUCAUAAGGCAAGAAGAGUGUGAAUGCGAAUGAAUUCUUUACGGGGUGGUUAUUGUAUUGCUAUUGAGUUAGUCUCAUUAGGUGACAAUCCACCAAUGAAAGUCAGGAUGUUGGUUGGCCUUCCUAAAUGGUUCAAACUGAUGUAGUGAAAAUGCUAGUUUACCCAAAAAUUUAAAUUCUGUCAUUAUUUACCCACCCAGUUCAGACGUGUAUGACUUUCUUUCUUCUGCAGAACACAAAACAAGACAUUUUGAGGAAAGUUGUUUACCGGACAGUGCUGGCACCCAUUGACUUCUAUUGUAUAGCCACAAACCAAGUGAACAUCAUUCUUCAAAAUAUCGUCUUUUGUGUUCUGCGGAAGAAAGGAAAUCCAAAGGGCUUGAAAUGACUAGGGUGCGAAAAUAUGGACAGAAUUUUGACUUUGGGUGAACUAUCACUUUAAUGACAGUUAAAGCUCAGUAACCAGUGUACUUGUUCUCAGCAUUUGCACUAACGUUGUUUUUCUAGUUCCUUUUUGGAUGGAAAUAAUAGUUUUGAGAGUUGCAAUUAAUAACAUCCUUUUUACUUUAGAUACUUCACUUGCCUUUUAAAUAUGAAAAAAGCUCAAUUAGAAACACAAGAUUCAGGGAAUCCAGUUUAAGCUUUAAUUUAUUUAUGUGCCUUCGAGUGAGUCAUGCAUUCUUUUAGAGAAGUAAUUUGCACUCAAAGAUACAAAUACACAACAUUUACCAAAAUCUUGUACUGUGGUAGUGCUUAUUUUUUUCUGUGUAGUUAACAACAAACGUUUUGUUAAAGUCUUUGUUUUUUUCCGAUAUGGUUGAGCUGAUAUCAUUUUAUUUCACUACUUGAAAUGUUUUUGGGACUCAAAAGCAAAACGCUGCAUGUCUACCAUUUAAAACUGUGUAUCAUUUUUACAUUUACUGAACAGAGUGAGCCUUCUAUUAAACUAAUGACAUAACUAAUGAAUUAACAACCCAUAACUACACACUGUAUUUGCACAAUAGAAAAAAAGCAGCGGACCUUCUACUGCAAGCUUUUUGAAUCCAUCUUCUUUUGCAUUGCACUAUAUGAACUUUUAAACUCCUACUCUGCCUGUGUGUUUUAAUGUAUUUAUUUAUUUUAUUUGCUAAAUGUAAAUACUAAUAAUUUUAUCUAGGUGAAUUUUCAAGAUCAUUUUCAGUCUAAGUCUUGAAUUGCAAGCAUUUGUAUUGUGAAACAUUUGUACUGUAUACAUUUCAUAUCAUGUGAAAUCUGCAGCUCCGAGUUGCACAAUAUUUUUUUUGUUUGUUUUUUGUAUUAGAAUAGAAAUCAGAUUUAGAGUAGAGAGAACAUAGGACAGACUCUUAUGGUCUAAAUUAUUUUAUUGGUAACUAAAAUUGCACAGUUGUUUCUUAGUGUUAUAACACAACAGAAACGCUAUAAAAACAUGCAAACAAACAUACACAUAGUAUUUUAGAUACUACGUCUGUAAACAGUUUUCCGCAGUACUCUUCAGAUACUGCCAUUAUUUUAUACAGAAUGGAUGUUCAUGUUAAUGCAGUGCAUGCUAAAAGCAUUCUUUUCUAUAUACAGUAAAAAAAACUCAAAGAACUGUGAAGAUCAAGACCUUCUGCUGGACCAUAAUUCAUUUCGGUGUGUCUGAUGACACGUAAAUGACAUUUUAGUGAAUUCAUUGUACUACACUAAAUUACAUUUAUGCUUUGUUUCAACGGACUACAAAGGUUGAAUCCAGAUUUCUUUUUACACUCAGUGGGGCAUUAAAUAUAAUUGCUUUGUCUUUAGUUUGAUGUCUUGUGGACCCAAAUGGGUCAGAAAGCACUUAAUGGAUGGACAAUAUGAACACGAUGCCGCUGUUUAAAUGGGUGUUAGGUUUUAUUUAAUUCACAGUAUGCUGGAGAAAGGAUUUUUUAAAGAGAGGUGAUAUAAUUUGAUAUUCAAAAUGCACUUAAGUGGAAUAAGGGUAGAGCAUGCAUGUUUUUUUCCUCUGCUGAAUUUGUA
Triplophysa dalaica is the source of this 5336-nucleotide messenger RNA. RefSeq names its product inactive N-acetylated-alpha-linked acidic dipeptidase-like protein 2. The record is from RefSeq and is a predicted model, not a curated record. The transcript is spliced from 14 exons. NCBI's taxonomy places the organism in Eukaryota, Metazoa, Chordata, Actinopteri, Cypriniformes, Nemacheilidae. Bases 126 to 2465 code for a protein of 779 amino acids.